UGUAUUCUGCCUCCAACCUGCUGGUGCUAUUAAAUGACUGGAUUCUCCGAAAGGAGCUGCAGCAGAGCUUGCCCGUGUCGCUGCCCCAGCAGAAGCUGCUGACCUGGCUGAGUGUGCUAGAAUGCGUGGAGGUCUUUGCAGAGAUGGGGACAGCCAGGGUGUGGGGGGAGAUGGGCCGGUGGACCAUCAUUGUCCUCAUCCAGCUGGCUAAAGCCAUCCUUCGCCUCCUGCUCCUGCUGUGGUACAAAGCUGGCAUCCAGAUGUCUCCUCCCAUCGUGCCGCUGAACAGGGAGCACCAGCCUCUCCACCCCCAAGACAUGGAAGACAACUCCUCAGGGAAGGAUCAGACCUAUGUUGGCAAGCGUUCCAGCCGUGUUGUGCGCUCUCUCCAGAGCACCCCAUCCCUGCAGUCCCGGCACUGGGGGUCCCCCCAGCAGAGGGAGGAGUCGCAGAGCCGAAGAGCAGAGGAGAUGAACCAGCCUCCCACCCCUCUGGGUCUUCAGGAAACCAUCGCAGAAUCUCUCUACAUUGCCCGCCCUCUGCUCCACCUCUUGAGUUUAGGAGUGUGGGGUCAGAGAUCGUGGAAACCCUGGCUCCUCUCAGCAGUCCUGGACAUCUCAAGUCUGAGCUUGCUGAGUGAUCUGAAAGACCUAAACAGGCGAGAGCGAGCGGAGCUGAGACGACGAACCAUCCUACUGCUGUAUUACCUGCUGAGAUCUCCUUUCUAUGACCGAUACUCAGAGGGCAGGAUCCUUCUCCUCCUGCGCUUGCUGGCUGAUUAUGUGCCUGGAGUUGGCUUUGUCACACGGCCCCUGAUGGAUUACUUGCCUGCUUGGCAGAAAAUCUAUUUCUAUAACUGGGGCUGAUGAGAAGAUGAUGAUUGUUUUCUGUGAAGAUUGUGGCUGGACAUUUCUGAGGAGGGCAAGCAGGCUGGGAGGGAUGCUGAGAAUGUCUAUUUUUGAAACCAUCAAUGAGAAGCUCCCAUUCUGCAGGGUGGGGAGGGGGGUGUAUGUAAUUUUUUUAACAGAUCUAGCUGUGAAUGAUGGACAUGACAUGCGUGGAGGGACCCUGGCCACCUCUUUCUCUGGACCAUUCUGUGGCUACAGUGAUGGUGAUGGGACAACCUCUUUUUUUAAGCACUUGAUUUUUUUCUCCUUUUGUACAGCUGCACUAUCAUAAAGCCAAGGCAGCACAGGGGUUUUUUGGAGA
This is a messenger RNA of Nestor notabilis (Kea), 1209 nucleotides long. RefSeq names its product peroxisomal biogenesis factor 16 (gene PEX16). The annotation marks the transcript as partial. Gene Ontology annotation, cellular component: peroxisomal membrane. NCBI's taxonomy places the organism in Eukaryota, Metazoa, Chordata, Aves, Psittaciformes, Psittacidae. Gene Ontology annotation, biological process: peroxisome organization. The transcript is spliced from 9 exons. The record is from RefSeq and is a predicted model, not a curated record.